CUGCCCGUAAUUUGACACCAACGAAUACGAAGAGUAAGAACUAAGAACUAAGAAGAGAAGAGGUUGGUCGUGAAUAUCAAUAUUAAGCAGUGUGAGGCAUUUGUUGAUGUAUAGAGCGGAGCCAUGGGCGAGUCAAGCGACUCUGUCUCCAUUGACAUUGAUUUGAUUCCUUUGGGAGGAAAGGAAUGCACGGUUAAAACUAGUAAAGGUUCCGUGUCUGUGCUUGUUUGUGGGGAUCAAGAAAAACCCGCUUUAAUAACCUACCCAGACCUGGCUCUCAAUUAUGUGUCUUGUUUCCAGGGUCUUUUAUUCUGCCCAGAGGCAGCUUCUUUGUUGCUUCAUAACUUCUGCAUUUAUCACAUUGAUGCUCCGGGGCAUGAGUUGGGAGCUGAUGUCAUUUCUUCAGAUGAACCAUUGCUCUGCGUGGAUGACCUUGCUGACCAGAUUGCAGAAGUGCUUGAUUUCUUUGGGCUAAGGGAGGUUCUGUGCUUGGGUGUAACAGCUGGUGCUUAUGUCCUCACUCUAUUUGCUAUGAAAUACAAAGAACGAGUGCUUGGAUUGAUUCUUGUUUCACCUAUUUGCAAAUCUCCUUCAUGGACUGAAUGGCUUUACAACAAGGUCUUGAUGAAUUUAAUAUACUUCUAUGGUAUGUGCGGUGUACUGAAGGAAUGUCUUCUGCAGCGUUACUUCAGUAAGGAACUUAGGUGCAGUGUUCAGGGAGCAGAAUCAGAUAUAAUACUAACGUGCCGAAGGCUUCUGGAUGAAAGGCAAAGUUUGAAUGUCAUGCGAUUUCUCCAAGCUAUUAAUGUAAGGCACGAUCUCACUGAGGGUCUGAAGGACUUGCAAUGUAGAACACUUAUAUUUGCAGGUGAGAGUAGUCCAUUCCAUGCUGAAUCUGUGUACAUGAGCACAAAAAUGAACCACAAAAUCUGCGCACUUGUUGAGGUUCAGGCUUGUGGCUCACUAGUAACAGAAGAGCACCCAAAUUCCAUGAUAUCACCACUUGAGGGUUUCUUAAUGGGUUUUGGCUACCACAGACAAACACAUGCUGCUUCCUCAUCAAGCAAUUGUUCAAAUCCCGCAAGCCCCACUAGCCAUUAUUCAUGCAUAGCACCAGAACUGCUCUCCCCAGAGAGUUUAGGAAUUAAGCUCAAGCCCAUCAGAACCCGUGUUGAUGUUCAAUUCUAACUUUAUCCAGCACAAUACAGCCAUGGAGCGAGCUAAAUCAUUGCACAUAAUAUAAUAUAUAGCUAGUGUAGGAUAUAUUCUUUGAUUAAUGAUUAUGUUGGUGGACUAGUUAUAUUUGCAAAAAUGGCUGUUUUUCCUACUAAUGUAAAACAGUUGGAGGUGUCUUACAGUUUACAAUAGGACUAUUCUUUUCCUAAUGUUGAUUUUUGAGAUAUCUCUCACCAAAGUCAAUCUGUUCCGGAACUAAGCUGUACACCUUAACUUUGUCUUUUUUUGGUUAAUAGUUUGUCAUUCUUUCACUA
This is a messenger RNA of Glycine soja, 1490 nucleotides long. Its product is annotated as protein NDL2-like. The transcript has 11 exons. NCBI's taxonomy places the organism in Eukaryota, Viridiplantae, Streptophyta, Magnoliopsida, Fabales, Fabaceae. The coding region runs from base 124 to 1188 and encodes 354 amino acids. The record is from RefSeq and is a predicted model, not a curated record.